Molecule: messenger RNA, 6377 nt
Organism: Pyricularia oryzae 70-15
Lineage: Eukaryota; Fungi; Ascomycota; Sordariomycetes; Magnaporthales; Pyriculariaceae
Product: kinesin-II 85 kDa subunit
Exons: 2
Coding region: 541-5856 (1771 amino acids)
Biological process (GO): microtubule-based movement; cytoskeleton-dependent intracellular transport
Cellular component (GO): kinesin complex; microtubule
Molecular function (GO): ATP binding; microtubule motor activity; microtubule binding
Source: RefSeq, a predicted model, not a curated record
GCAUGACUUGCAGAUUCAUUUAGGAAAUUGACCGCAGGCGUUUGAUUGAUUUUUUUUUCUUUUUCGUUCGAUUUUUGAAUUCUUGCUAAAUGCAUUUUGGAACAGACGAUGUUCCCACGUCCCUGAUCGGCCCGACGACAAGAUUUAUUCAGUUCGGUUGAUUAUUUGUCUCAAAAAGAGGUUGAACUGGCCCCGGACUCGAAUGUCUCCACCCAACUAAACUCGAAAAGUCCACCACCACGUUGGUCAGAGCAGUCUGUCGCUAAACCGUCACUCAACACCUCCCUCGUUCGACAACUCCGCGUCCGACCGUUAAGACAAUUUACCCCACGCGGAGGAUGCUCCUUUGCGAUUACGAACAAGUGCAAGUGCAGUGCUGGGAAGACACGCGCGCUUCUAUUUUGACUAUUCUCGCCCAACUACGCGAAUAACCCCCCCUGAAAACGAUCGAGCUCCAAGUUCGCAGACCGCUCACAACUACGCUCCAAAAAGGGGCACGCCGACCUCGCCGCUGGCGGAGCCCCCUCACAAACCAACAAGAUGGCUGGUGGAAACAUCAAGGUGGUUGUUCGGUGCCGGCCGUUCAACUCCCGAGAAAAGGAUCGCGGAGCAAAAUGUAUCGUCGAGAUGCGAGGCAACCAGACCAUUCUUACGGCACCAGAAGGCGCAAACAAAAAGGACCAGGGCCAGAAAGUCUUCGCAUUCGAUAGAUCAUACUGGUCUUUCGACAAAGAGGCACCGAAUUAUGCCGGCCAGUCAAAUCUACACACAGACUUGGGAAUACCGCUACUAGAUAAUGCAUUCCAGGGAUACAACAACUGCAUUUUCGCAUACGGACAAACAGGUUCCGGAAAGUCGUACUCCAUGAUGGGAUAUGGAAAAGACUACGGUAUCAUGCGCUUGAUUUGCCAGGACAUGUUUGAACGGAUCGGCAAGUUGCAGACGGACUCGAAUUCCAAGUGCACCGUCGAGGUGUCAUAUCUCGAAAUCUACAACGAGCGCGUUCGAGAUCUGCUCAAUCCGAGCACCAAGAGCAACCUCAAAGUCAGAGAGCACCCGUCGACAGGACCCUACGUCGAAGACUUGGCCAAGCUGGCCGUCAGCAGUUUCCAGGAGAUUGAGCAUCUGAUGGACGAAGGAAACAAGGCCAGAACGGUCGCCGCCACCAACAUGAACGAAACUUCAAGUCGAAGUCACGCUGUGUUUACCUUGAUGCUGACGCAGAAGAGUUUUGAUGUCGAGACCAACAUGGCAAUGGAAAAAGUCGCAAAGAUUAGUCUGGUGGAUUUAGCCGGUUCUGAAAGAGCAACAUCCACCGGAGCUACCGGCGCGCGUCUCAAGGAAGGUGCUGAGAUCAACCGAUCGCUCUCCACGUUGGGACGUGUCAUCGCAGCCUUGGCCGACCUGUCGACUGGCAAGAAGAAGAAGGGCGGUGCUACUGGCCAGGUGCCAUAUCGUGAUUCAGUACUCACAUGGCUGUUAAAGGACUCGCUAGGAGGAAACAGUAUGACCGCCAUGAUAGCAGCCAUCAGUCCAGCAGAUAUCAACUUUGACGAAACGCUCAGUACACUUCGGUACGCCGACUCGGCUAAACGUAUCAAGAACCACGCGGUUGUCAACGAAGACGCCAACGCACGCAUGAUCAGAGAACUGAAGGAGGAAUUAGCCAUGCUCAAGACCAAGCUCGGAGGAGGCGGCGGCGGUGGUGGUGCUGGUGGAAGCGGCUCGGCCGUACCUCCAGAUGAGAUUUACGCCGAGGGUACACCUUUGGAACAGCAGAUCGUCAGCAUCACAGCAGCAGAUGGAACCGUCAAAAAGGUUUCAAAAGCUGAGAUCGCCGAGCAGCUGAGCCAAAGCGAGAAGCUGUUGACGGAUCUCAACCAGACUUGGGAAGAAAAGUUACAGAAAACCGAGGAAAUUCACAAAGAACGUGAGGCUGCGCUGGAAGAAUUGGGUAUCAACAUCGAGAAAGGUUUUAUUGGGCUGAGCACACCCAAGAAGAUUCCGCAUUUGGUCAACUUGUCGGACGACCCGCUAUUGGCUGAAUGUCUGGUAUACAACCUCAAACCCGGAACAACAAUUGUCGGAAACGUCGAGUCGAAUGGAGAGCACCAGGCAAACAUCCGCCUGAAUGGUUCUGGCAUUCUGCACGAACACUGCAUCUUCGACAAUGCGCAAGACGGGACCGUUACUCUGAUACCGCAACCCGGAGCCGCCGUCAUGGUUAAUGGCAAGCGCAUAGCAGAACCUAAACAGCUCCAUUCCGGGUACCGAGUUAUUCUUGGCGACUUUCACAUCUUUCGAUUUAACCACCCCAUGGAAGCAAGAGCGGAGCGAACAGAACAGAGUCUCCUACGCCAGUCACUCACUGCCAGCCAACUGCAGAAUCUUGACAAGGCCACAUCGCCCAUGGCGGCCAAAUACGGACAUGCCAGGAGCGUUAGCAAGGCAGGAUCUGACUUUGGGGCUGAUAGCCGGCCAGACUCGCCGGGUCCGUUUCAGCGGGAUGGGCGCGACAACGAUUGGUCGUUUGCGCGGCGAGAGGCUGCGUCCGCUAUACUCGGCUCCGACCAAAACAUCACAAAUCUGACUGACGAGGAGCUGAAUGGGCUGUUUGAAAAGCUCCUCAAGGAACGAGAAGAGCGAGUAAAUGGCCGCGAUGGAGAAGAUGAGACAGAGUCCAUGUCGUCCUACCCUAUGCGCGAGAAGUACCUUUCGACUGGCACUAUCGACAACUUCUCACUGGACACGGCCCUGACGAUUCCCUCAACCCCCAGGCAAGGCGAGGGGGACGAAAAGCUGCGCGAAGCUCAGGAGGAGAUGCAGUCGCAGCUGGAGAAGCGGAAAGAGGAAUUUCAGGGCCAGCUCAAAACCGCCGAGGCGGCAAAUGUCGAGGUCGAGGAGAUCAGGAAGGAGAAGGCACGGAUGGAGGAUGAGCUCGUAACUCUCAAGGCCGAAAUGCAGAAACAGCUCGAGGUUCAGCGCAAGACUUUUGAGGACAAGAUUGAAAGGCUCGACCCGCUGAAGCGACCAAAGGCCAAUCCCAAGCUGUCCGAAGCUGAGAUUAAGCGUGCAAAGGAUGUGGUUAAGCACUGGAAGAACCGGCGAUAUGUCCACAUGGCCGAGACUUUGCUGCAAAACGCAUCCACCUUGAAGGAGGCGCAGGUGAUGAGCCAGGAACUUGAAGAACACGUUUCCUUCCAAUUUACCGUUGUGGAUGUGGGCCAUGUGUUGUGUUCGUCGUAUGACAUGGUUCUCAAUGGCCUGCCGGGCGAGGGUGACGAUGUUGCCCUCGAGGAGGCACCCAAGCCGUGCAUUGGCGUUCGAGUCAUUGACUACAGAGACAGCUCUGUUCGGCUUUGGAGUUUGGAGAAACUCCACGAUCGUGUUCGGCAGAUGCGGCAGAUGUACCAGUACCUUGACGAGCCCGAGUAUUCACAGCACCUCAGCUUUGACAACCCCUUUGUUGAGAACUGCAUGCCGCAGUAUACACUGGUCGGCGAGACAGAUGUGCCUCUGCGCGCCGUGUUUGAGAGCCGCGUUCAGGACUUCACCCUUGAUGUCCUGUCGCCGCAUACAUCCCAUGUCAUUGGCAUCAUCAAGCUCUCGCUGGAACCGUCGAGCGCUAGGGCACCGUCCAACACUCUCAAGUUCAACGUUGUCAUGAGCGAGAUGGUCGGUUUUGCCGAGCGCGAGGGCACAGAAGUGCAUGCCCAGCUCUUCAUCCCUGGCGUGUCGGAAGAAGAUGGUGUCACUACGACACAGAUGAUCAGCGACUUUGACGAGGGCCCCAUCAGAUUCGAGAGCGUUCAUAGCAUGAGCGUACCUCUGUUUGGGUCACAGGGCAUCAGCCUCCGGAUCGCAAUCUUCGCCAAGGUUUCAACCAUGCAUCUCGACAAACUUCUUAGCUGGGACGACAUGAGGGAUGCGGUUCCGGUGUCCAGGGGGAAGCAGAAAGCCGCUAGGAUAUCCGAGAGCCACUUUUACACAGAGGAAAAGCACGACUUGCUUGCGAGAGUCCAGAUUAUGGAAAUGGACGAGAACGGCGAGUACCUCCCUGUCGAGGUGACUCAAACCAGCGAACUCGAUGCGGGGACAUUCCAGCUUCAUCAGGGUUUGCAGAGGCGCAUUGCCAUCAAUCUGAGUCACAGCUCUGGGGAUGCCCUUCCGUGGGACGAUAUUAUGUCUGUAAAAGUUGGCAAGAUUCAGCUCGUCGAUCACGCUGGAAAGACGCCUGAUAUGGGCAAUAUUACGCCAGACAUCGCAAUGAAGCUUGCGUCAAAGCCUGUCUUCCGUCAGAAUGCAAACGGCACCCGCAAUGUGACCAUGAUUGGCCAAUGGGACUCUUCGCUCCACGGAUCGCUGCUGCUCGACCGCGUCACUGCAGACAAGUAUAAGGUUCAGAUGAGCAUCUCAUGGGAGGUCGCGUCGGAAAAGCUCGCCGAGCCAAUGAAGUUCUCCAUGAAUGUCUUUUGCCAGAUAAUGUCACGCAACUUUGUGCGUCAGUCGUCACUGCUCUCGUCUUUGUGGCAGAGUGUUCGAAUCGUCAAGUCGACAACGGGAAUUUUCACUAUGUCCAUGCGACCUGCACCUAUCAAGCGUGUAGGGGACAUUUGGCGCCUCAACAGCCAGCAUGAUUACGUCAAGGGCGAGGAGACCCUGACAAGCUGGACCCCGCGCGGCGUUUCUCUCAUCAGUGACUUCAUAGCUUCCAAGAGAAAGCGCAGACGGAUUGCAGAGGUUGGGGCUGUGCAGAACUUUGUGAGAAGGAUUGGAUACCCUCAGCCUAGGAUACAGCCGCUUACAGACGAUGAUGCUCUCGACGAGGACAUUCCACCACCCAAGCUACCUGAUGACAUUGAAUCAAUCAAUGAGCUGCUCCAGGACACACCGGAGGUUUCUCAGGUUCUCUCACCGCCCGCGGAAACCAAUGGCGAGGCUGAGCCUAAGACACCCACAGAUGCCGGUAGCGAAGGGGAGGCCGGGAUCGAGCCCGAGCCCGAGGCUGAAGAACCUACACUGACCAUAUCUGACUUGGCUGCUGUGAAACCCGAGUAUGACGAACGCGAAUCAGCCCUUUUGACAAAAUGCUAUGAGCUACUGAAGCCGCAUCCGGAUCCGCUGCAAGCUAUUCUGAGUCCACUCAACACCUCACCUCCCGCAAACGGGGUGACAGAAGCGCCCGAGGAGGCGCCACGCUUGGUUACGACGAUCGUCAAAGCGACUCGUAACCCAAAGCUCAUGAAAGGCGGAUAUCUGCUCGUACCAAGCAGCGACUCGACACGUUGGAUCAAACGUUUUGUCGAGCUUCGCCGUCCUUAUCUACAUAUCCACAGCGUGUCGGAUGGUGAAGAGGUUGGCAUUGUCAGCCUUCGGAAUUCAAGAGUCGACAGUUCGCCUGGGAUUCUAGGCCUCAUGGAAGCAGGUGGCCACGGUUACGAUCCCAGCGACGAUGGCCAACCGCAGUCACCGGAACAGGCGUACGACGAAACCCCUUCUCCAGCUCCCAGGCCUCGUCAGACAUCUGGGCAUCGGCGAACAUCGUCUGGCCGCUUGAUUUCGUCAAUCUGGACGGGCUUCAGCGGGGCAUCGCGGGCCAACGGUAACGGCGCCGGCCUCGCGGGACUCAGCGAACGGCUCCAGGCUGGCGUGUUUGCCAUCUAUGGAACGGACAACACAUGGCUUUUUGCGGCUCGCAGCGAGCGCGACAAGCUGGACUGGAUAUUUAGGAUUGACCAGAGCUACGUUGCUUCGAGCGCCAGCGCCAGCGGGGCGGCGAGCCCGCUACCUCGUCAUGUUCGAGACCCGAAUAGGGAGGACGAGGGUGACGAUUUUUCUCAUGGUGGUGGUCGUUGAGGACACCUCGAUAUUAUUCCCCCUUUUUUUUAUGCGGCAAGAUAAAAAAAAAACCCUAUUCUUAGACUAAUGAGGCUCAUGACUUUAGGAUGGUAUAUCGUUGCAUUUCUUUUUUCUUCUUUUCUUUCAGGUGGUUUUGUGUCAUCUGCACUAUAAUCAUACCAGCUCGGAAGGAUGGAUGAGGCGUGCGUGCUUCUAUUUUUAUGGAGGAACCCGCGGCCACAUGCAAAGAUUUUUUUAAAUUUUCCUUUGUCACAUUAAUUUAUAUAUAUACCCUUCUUGUAGUUUGGAUUUUCCCCCCGGAUCAUCUCGGGGGGGCCAAGCAGAAUGACGACAUGAAAGACAUCGAUCGUUACUGUAUCACAAGUUGUUUUUCUAUUUUAUUCUUUCUUUCAAACAAUCUGGGUAUAGAAAACCGGAGGCUUGUCAAUUUAUACCCGUUUCAGCUAAAUACUGGGUUCAUACAAACCCUUCCAUAGAAAAGUUUAUACUCUAGAUCGCGAUUGACGCCUUACACCUGG